AUGGUUGUCUGUUUUCUUCUUUUUCUUGUUGAGUGUAAAUGUGAAAUCACUGAAAUCAGUUUCAUAUUUUAGUAUUCUGUAGUGUGUUGUAUUUCGUUUCAGAGGAAAGCAGAGUCAAGAAACCUGCAUGAGACUUAUAACAUGAAACUCUUGUAACUACUUUAGCAAGUAUGGCUAGAUCGGGAAAAACUGCGCAAGAAUUUAUUCAAAGCUCCUUUUCGCCUAUAAUUGCAGUACUAUGCAGUCCAAAAGUAGAAAAUGUUACUUCAAAAAACAAUUUAUCUUUUACGGAGUUGCUACAGCCGUUCGGAAAUAUGGACUGGGAAGGUCAGAUUCGAGAGCCUGGUGGAAGUGUAUGUAUUGUUAAAAACUGGAAAGUGAUAAUAAGGGAUGUUCAUUGGAAACCCUUGCCGCCCACUGAAGCAAGGAAAGAAUUAAACAAUGCAGUCUUGCACAACUACACUGACAAAACUGUGUUGUUAGAGCUAGAUGGCAGAAAAUUUGAUGUUCCUCAAUCAACACCUUGGUUUGAUGCUUGGCGAGAGACUUAUCUUGAGGUGCAGUUCCCAUCUGACCAUGAGUACACUAACCACUUCCUCUCUUGCAUUAUUGUGGGUACAACCCUUGAUGAUAAUAUUAUUGACACAUUCAACACAUUAAAUCAGCAGUAUGCACAGCUCCAGAAUGUUACACCACCAAAAUUGCCAAAGUGGUUUAACAAUGGUGUACUGAAGUCAUAUCUUUUGUUACAUGAUGUUUCUGCUGUAAGCAAAGACAAGGCUGAUGCUGCAUUUGAGUCCUUGAAACAAACCUUUGGCUCCAGCAACUGUUUUAUGCUGUCAAUUAACUCUAAAAGCACCACCGAUCCAAGUUUACAAACAGAUUAUUGGGCUCAGUAUAUAAAACGAUCUAAUGAUUCAACUAGUGAAAUUUUAUCAUCUGUAUCAAAUCUACCAACAACACCCCCAGAUCCACAACCAUUUCCUGUUGGUGCUGGCGCAUCAGAUGAUAGUGGUGUACCUAAUCAAAAUGUUCCACCAGAAGGUUUGCAUCCACUGACUGCUUCUGAGAAUGAUGUUUAUGAUAACGCUAACAGCUUACAGACUCACUCAUUCUCAGGCAGCUCAGAGAGUAUGAAUGUCACAGUGAAGCCACUAGAUUACUCCACUGAAGUCCAUGGACUUGCUCUGAAUGCCAAUGAUAUUGAUUCCAUCAAAAAAUUUCUUCAAGAAUAUGCUGGCAAAGCACUGCUUCCAUAUUUAGAAAAACAAAUAUUGCAGCUAUCUGAAUUGGUUGCAAAUAGAAAAGGUGUUAGUAGAUCAUUACUGUCUGCCACCAAAAGAUGGUUUGGUACAGGAAAGGGUGGGAAUACAACUGGGAACAAUACUGUAAUCUAUUCCAGCGAUUGCCCGGAGCUCCAACUACGUCGUCUAGGCGACCUCUGGUUCCUAUUAGGCCAAUGGCAGCGCGCCUUCGACACGUACCACACGGCCAAGCGCGAGUUCUAUGCCGACAGCGCGUGGCUGUGCUACGCCGGGGCCUUGGAGAUGGCCGCGGUCAGUGCAUUCAUGGCGGGAGACGCUAAUAAGAAAACGCAUGGUUAUAUGGAGGAGAGUAUCGUGACUUACUUGAAUACCUGCAGGAUGGUGCAGUACGCUGUGCGAGCUACACUGCUAUCAGUCCUCUGCCUCAGCAGCGCCGGCCUGCACGGCGAGGCCGCUAAACAGCUGAUCCGCAUGACCUCAGAGGACAGCGAUCUCCGCAGCGCCAUGCUACUUGAACAAGCAUCGCUUUGCUUCCUUUCUGGACCUGGAUCGAAGGCUAUGUGUAGGAAAUACGCCUUUCACAUGGUGCUGGCUGGACAUAGGUUUUCCAAAGCGGGGCAGAAGAAACACGCGUAUAGGUGCUACAACCAGGCUUAUCAGGUGUACCGCGACAGCGGCUGGCGUCUCUCAACGGACCACGUGCAGUUCGCGCUGGGUCGCUUAGCGGGCGCGCUGCGGCUCACGCGCGAUGCGGUGCGCUGGCUGGGCGCGCCACUGGCCCCCGCCGCGCGACACCAGCCCGCCGCGCAGCAGGACGCCUUCCUUCGCGAGUACAUGCUGCAGCACCAGGUACAGCUGACAGUGGACCGGCUGUGGCUCACGCGUGACGCGGUGCGCUGGCUGGGCGCGCCACUGGCCCCCGCCGCGCGACACCAGCCCGCCGCGCAGCAGGACGCCUUCCUUCGCGAGUACAUGCUGCAGCACCAGCAAUGGGUGGACAGCGAGGAGGAAUUCAAGGAGCAUCUGCCAGUGCUCCCGCUGCCGCUGCUGGAGAGCGAGGCCACGUCGGUGUUGUGCGUGGGCCCCGCGCCGCUCUCCUCGCCAGGCCGCGUGCCCGCCACCUCGCUCGCCGCCCACCACACGCCGGACCGCCAGGAACAAUACACGUGGCAUAAGCUCGAGGAGAUGCUGCUCCAAGUUGUCUACGGCAGCGUGCCAAUGAUCUUCAAGCCCACCGUCGACCUGUACACGAACAAAACUGACUUGAACCCGGUGGCUCCCCAAGGAGAGCCAAUACAAAUAUUAAUCACUCUUCGAAACCCGUUGAAAAUAGUCAUCAUUCUUAAAGACGUUGAGCUUUUGUGGCAAUUCGUUUCGGAAAGCGAUGACUCCAAACAAUUUGUGAACAAUGAGCCCAUGGUGGCAUCCGGGAGCUCUUUGGAAAGCAGCUUGAUUUGCGGGCAGAAGAUCAACUCCGUGGUGCUGGAGGGAGAGAGCAGCAAGACGGUGACGUUCAGUCUGACUCCCUUGCGCAUGGGGCGGCUGUGUGUGCAGGGUGUGGCGUAUAAGUUAAUUAAUGCUGGAGAAGGAGGCAAUGAAAAUGCAACUGGUUCGGUUAUAGCAGGAAAACUGAAUUUACUAUCUGGAAUCAAUGCUUCUGAUAAACGUUUGCAAAUCACUGUGAUUCCUCCCGCUCCGUGUUUACAGAUGACGUUCACGGAAAGCAGCGCGGAGGUGAUAAGCGGGGAGCUGCGCAUCGUCGACGUGGAGAUCCGCAACGUGGGUCCCGUGGACGCGGGGCCUGUACACUUUGCCGUGUCGCGCCCCGAUUGCGUGCAGCUACUGACGCCCGAUAAUGAGGAGCUCUUCAAGCCGUUAUACGACGAGAAGUAUAAGCAUCCCUCCGUAUAUUCGGACGAGCGUGCAGCGCGCGCGGGCGCUUGGCGCGCGCUGGCGGCGCGGCACGUGGUGCGUUGCACGAGCGGCGUGCCGAGCGGCGCGUGCGCGCGCGCCCGCCUCGUGCUGCGCGCGCGCGCUUGCGCUCCCACGUUGGCGCUGCUUGCGCUGUACGAGCCCGAGCCCAGGGCGCCGGCCGCGCAGCGCGCCUACAGGCUGUUGCGCCAUGUGUUCCGGUUCACGCCCAAGGAAGCAGUGGAAAUAUCAGUUACACCCAGGAGAAGCAUAAAGACCACCCCAGAUAAGAUUUCCGAAAAUAUGAAUCUAGUCACUGAGAUUAAGAAUAUUUGCGGAGAGAAAGACGAUGACAUUAGUAUUGAAGUUCUAGAAGCUUCUUUGCUCAGUAGGCAGUGGCGCCUUACUGGUAUGAUUGCAUCUGCCGACAAAAAUCAACUGUUGCAAUCUCGCGAAAAGAUGCACCUAGUUUUUCAAGCUAGCAGAAUCUUUGAGUUUCCGUCAGAGAGUAAAGUAGGAUGGUCGGGAUUAAAGAUUGCAACAGGACAACCCGAUCCUGAAGACAAUAUCACAGUCUCGCCGUAUUCCCACUUCGUUACUGACUAUGAGACUACCAUAGACAACAUGGAUGCUAAUGGAAGGUCCGAUACGAAAGGGGGAUUGAUACAAUCCAUGUUUGUGGUGAGAUGGAAGGCUCAUCAUAGGACGAAAGGGACGACUGUGAAUGGCCAGCAUUUUCUCUGGAUGGACGACUUUACCAGAGUCAUGUCCCGCGAGAGAGAAGUGGUGUCACCCGACGCGCCGCUGCAGCUCGACGAAUACGAGAUCAAAUUAGACCCCCACGAUACUAGAAAGAAAAAUAAAGAUAAUGUCGUUGUCUUUAGAAUGGAGCAUUCGAACCUAAUCAGUCAUAACUUCGAGAAGAGUAAACUGUGCCUGGUGCCCAUAACUAUCAACAUCGUCAACUGCUAUGAAGUCCCAGUGAACGUGUUUAUUGACAUGUCAAAGCAAACCAACAGGGAGGGCGCGGGCGGACGGGCGCCGGGCUGGUGCGGCGCGCUGAGCGGGGCGGCGCCGGGGGAGCCGGGCGCGGCGCUGCGGCUGGAGCGCUGGCAGGCGCGGCGCGUGCGGCUGCGCGCGCUGGCGGCGGCGCCCGGCGCCUACGUCGUGGGCCCGUCCUUCGCCGUGUCCGCCGCGAGCGGCGACGCCGCGCUCACUCUCGCGCACGCAUCCGCACCCGCCGACACCUCUCUGCUCGUCAUCCAGACUCCGUAGAGCUGCGGCUUAUUACUUCGACAGUUGAUAUUGUGUGCGAAGUUUUACGACUGUUUCGCAACGAGUUUGUUCACGAUUCGCUUGCAACAUGUCGUAGGCAAACUUCAUGCGAGAGGAAAACGAGCGUAUGUUUUGGUUCGGGCUCGUUUAUUCCGUCGCAUGUAUUAUUAACUUUGUGAUUGGUGUCGAUUCUUAAGUGAAUAUGGGGCUUUUUAUGACGAUAUGUAAUAUUUGGCUCGCUGUUGUCCUAGGUGAGUGUCUAUAUUUUGUUGAAUUUUACUAAGUACCUAUACGAUGAAGUCAUCUCUGAAAUAAAUAUAGCAAAACAAAUAUAUUUUAUGUUGCACAUAAGUAUAACGUGAAUAAAUAUUAUGACUUAA
Messenger RNA from Cydia pomonella (codling moth), 4831 nucleotides. RefSeq names its product trafficking protein particle complex subunit 8 (gene l(3)76BDm). Bases 171 to 4451 code for a protein of 1426 amino acids. Gene Ontology annotation, biological process: endoplasmic reticulum to Golgi vesicle-mediated transport; protein localization to phagophore assembly site. Gene Ontology annotation, cellular component: phagophore assembly site; cytoplasmic vesicle; TRAPPIII protein complex. The transcript has 19 exons. Lineage: Eukaryota; Metazoa; Arthropoda; Insecta; Lepidoptera; Tortricidae. The record is from RefSeq and is a predicted model, not a curated record.